This is a messenger RNA of Acaromyces ingoldii, 1811 nucleotides long. RefSeq lists its product as hypothetical. Bases 68 to 1654 code for a protein of 528 amino acids. Gene Ontology annotation, cellular component: COP9 signalosome. Lineage: Eukaryota; Fungi; Basidiomycota; Exobasidiomycetes; Exobasidiales; Cryptobasidiaceae. The transcript has 9 exons. Gene Ontology annotation, biological process: ubiquitin-dependent protein catabolic process. The record is from RefSeq and is a predicted model, not a curated record.
AUAUCGUUCACCAUCGACCAGAUCGUCGUCCUGCGCCAAGCUCCUUCUCCUUGAGUGUAGUACAUCGAUGCAGGACGAACGUGUCGAUGCCAGUGGCAGCGGCGGCGGCAGUGCCGCAGCUGCUGUUGCAGCGAGCAUCCCAACGCUUUCCUCGAUGGAGGAUGUCGUCGCGCUGAUCAACCAAACGUCUCCGUCGCCUUCCUCUGCCUCAGCAGCAGCAGCCGGACAACCUGUCUCGCCGCAUAUCCGCGAAACGCUGCUACCCGCGCUUCAGAAGCUCCUGCACUCGCCAAAGGGGCGCGGAGAGAGGGUGCUCCUGGGCGCACUGCAGGGUGGCGUCGACCCACUCUCGGCGCUCGAUUCGAAGAACCACACGUUGGGCAUCGCAUACAUCUUGGCAACGAGGUGCUUGAAUGCGCCAGAUGGGCCCGUGGCAAACGGCCUCGCCCCCCACGUCGAGAAGUUUGGGCUCCAGUUCAUGCCCGAGCAGCUCGUCGGCGCCGGAGAGAUUGUAACUAUGCUCGCAAAGGGCUUUGCUACAGUCGGCCAGCUCAUCGGCGACCCAAUGUGGGCUCUCAUCUCCAUCAGCCGCCUCUUUGACGGCUUCCGUGCGGCCCACGGUAACCUCAACAACUUCACCACGCUUCACCCCAUCUUUGUCUACCAAUGUCUGCGGACGAGACACUACAACAUGGCUGUCGAUUGGGUGCUCCAGCACGAGCUUACAGAUGCGAGUCGCGACGUGACACCUCUGAGCUACACGGACGUGCUCGAAUACUUCUACUAUGGCGGCCUGACCUUUGCCAAGCUGGGCAAUUUUGAGAAAGCCGUAGAGUUCUUCGAAGUCUGCGUCUCUUCACCUGCACAGCAAGCAUCGGCCAUCCAGAUUGACGCAUACAAGAAGCUGCUUCUCGUUCAGCUCAUCGCGCAUGGCAAGACAAGCAAGCUUCCUCGCUACACUUCUUCGUCGGUGACGAGGGCCAUCAAGGGCCAAAUUGCCCAUCUCGGCUUCUAUACCAGCCUCGUUGACGCAUACGAAGCCCGCUUUCUUCCUCAAAUGGACCGUGAUGGCGGUGUAGGCUCAGCAGGCCUGCAGCAACGGGAUCGGGUCAUUGGGGCGGCUAAUGCCGGCGCAGAAGCGUUCUCGAGGGACAUGAACGUCGGUCUCGUCCAGCAUGUCGUCUCCCUCCAUCGGCUGCGCCUGGUCAGACAGCUGGCCAACAGCUUCGAGACGUUGGCACUGGGUGAUAUUGCCAGGCUCGUCGGAGGGCUAGAGGCAGAUGUCGAGGAGGGCGAUGAAUUGCAGUCCGCAUCAAAGACCGCUCUCGAAGACAUCAGAGAGAUUGCUGCGAGAGGCUGGAUACAAGUGUCACUACAAGAGGCCAGUCCACUGUCGCGCUCGAUCGUCCGCUUUUCUCCAAUCGAAUUGUCAAAGUUCGACGGCUUAGACUCCAUCGAGCUGCUGACCAAAACGAUGAGCGAGGCCAAGCGUUGGGACCAGAUUGUCGAGGCCAGGGAGAGGGCUGUUGCGCGGAGCGAGGCAUUCUUGACGAAAGCGCAGGCGAAUGGGUCCAGUCGGGAUCGUUUCGGGGCAGGCGGCGGCGGUGGCGGCAUGUCCAUCGACGACUACGACGAGGAUGAGUCUUUCAGCUAGACCAACCGUAGAGAGAGGCAUUACUUCCUUGGCAGACUUUACACACACGUAUACACAACAACGCCGAUGUACCCUGCGCUGCUCUCACGUUCAGCCGUGGGGUCUAUGGAAUCGUGGUCCCUGCAAUGGUCAAAUGAAAAGCGAUCAAUCUCUUCAG